AUGGGAGAGAAAGCAAAAGCAAAACGACUUCCAAGUGAAAUAACCUGGUUGCGUAGCAAUGGUCCUCAAACACGAUUCUUAGCAGUGGUCAGUUUCGUAGAGGAUGAGGAUUUGAAAAAAAAGUUGGUAGACGAUUACAAUGAAUGGCGUAGUAAAAAAAUUUCAAAAGACUUCUGGAAACAACGAAAUCGCCAAGUAAGCCAACUCAGCACUAAAAAUUCUCCUCAACAAAAUGACAACGGCAGUUCUUCAAGUUCCACUACUACUACCACCACUACCACUACUACUACCACUACCACCACUACAGUAGAAAGCGUUGAAACAAUUAGUUUAGAGGAUGCUAAAGCAAUAAUAGCCGAAAAUAUGACACCUGUUAACAACUAUAAUAAAUAUUCGAAUUCUUUAUUACAAUUCAAGAAUGAUAUCUUUGAAUCGUUGGAGACUCCACUCACAUAUGAGUCACACUUGCAACAAUUACUUGCACUCUCCAAUAUCUUGUACAUCGAAAAAAACUCAUUCUACCCUGGAUUACAGAAUUACUUUGAAGAGCCUAUUAAAACAAUCCGACAAACUAUGUAUGAUUCGUUUGGCUUCAACCAGUCACAUCGUAAAUUUCCAACGGAUGUUAUGAUGACUUUAAUUACUAUUACCAAUGAUAUUAACUGUGGCUCAUUAUCAAGAAUACAAGCGGAAAGCAAAAUGUUAUCACUUAUCAACGACAGCACAGAUAAAAUCAUGAUAAGAUUAUUGCAACUCAUUAAAUCAAUGAAAGCCAAGAGUUUGAACUUUGCACCAGAUCAAUUUAUUUUCAAGUGGCUAAAUACCAGCUGCUUUUCUGACACUGAUGUUGAUCCUAACCAAAAUCGUCCUGAUGGUUUAAUUGAAAAUGAUCAUAAAGCAAUAGGAUAUAUUGAAGUUAAAUCGAUCAAGUAUGUAAAGAAUCAUAAAAAAAUUAACCUUGAUUUGCACCGAUUGUGUACGUUUUCCAAAGCUGGUGCAGCCAAAUAUAACUUAAAGCACAUGUUUCAAAUUAUGGCUGUUGGAACCAAUGUACAAUUCAAUAUCAGCGAAACAAUGGACGAUAUAUUGGUGGUAUUUGAAUUAGAUUGUAUUCGCUUCCCAUUAUCACUUGAUGAACUUCCUCAACUUGUGCCAUAUCUCGACCGACUCUAUAAUGUUGUAGAAGUGAUCCAUCGUUUAUGCUAUACAAGCAAUACAUUCACUAUCAGCAAUAGCUUUAAACCUGCUUUAGAUGCAAAAGUAAUUAAAGCAAUAAUGGAAAAAUCCACAGACAGAACCCGUGAAAAUCCAUUUUAUCAUCCACACCAUUAAUGCAUACUUUUCUUCAUCACAUGUAUACCAUAAAUUUCUUUAUUAUAUAGUAACUUAUGCAUUUGUAGUACACAAAUAAAAUAAAAAGUAUCAAUUUUUAUUUCACCAUUAUUGCUGCAUAUUUUUGCUAAAAUACAUGUCAGAAGAAGAAUAAACAAAAGAUAGAAAAAAACAAGAAC
Messenger RNA from Rhizopus microsporus ATCC 52813, 1511 nucleotides. RefSeq lists its product as uncharacterized. Bases 1 to 1332 code for a protein of 443 amino acids. The record is from RefSeq and is a predicted model, not a curated record. NCBI's taxonomy places the organism in Eukaryota, Fungi, Mucoromycota, Mucoromycetes, Mucorales, Rhizopodaceae. The transcript is spliced from 5 exons.